AUGCCGGUGCAAACUAAACCGGAAUCGGCGGUUACCUGCUGCGACCACACACAGAGCCCAAGGUCCGGUCCAACGCAAGAGCAGAGGUCGGCAAAUGUCCAAGCAUGCUCCAACAUACAACCCUCAGCAGAAACAUUGCUCCAACAUUCUAGUCUUACCUGCCGUACCUCCCAGACCGACGCUUGGUGGGUGAGAGACCUGGGCUGACUGCCUGCAGCUGCGGAGAUAAAACUGGGGAUUAGCACGUCUACUACGAUCCAUAUUCUGCACGGGACGGUUAACUGGAGGAGACGCAAGUUAAUUACAGGGGGUCUACUACUCUGACACUCACCUGGCAUGAAGUUACUGAGGCUGCUUUCGGGCUGUCGUCCCUCCGGAUUCCUCAUUGGAAUGGGUCUCAGGAUGCAGCUCACAUAAUAUUGUUAUCAUGCUACCUAAUAACCAAGCGAAGUGAAAUGUUGGUCUACUCAGAAAUAAUAAUUUACUCACCCAAUAAGCGUCUGUUACACUGUUAUAUAACAUAACCAGUGGGUAAGCCUGAAUAGCCUCUUACAUGCACGCUAUGAUUUGCACCAGACUACUGUCUACUCUCAUAACAUAUACAAGAAUGUGCACAGUUUAUCCAUGCCAUAUGAUUGUUUAUACAUGCUUAUGAAAACCCUGGCAUUAGCUGUUGUGGCAUUGCUGGCGUAAAUGUAUCUUGUUUAACCCAUGCACGACAAAAUAAAGAAUUAUAAAUCAUUUGAAAAGCUUUCCAGAAACAUUAAAUGAAGGCCUCAUUCAUCAGUUUUAUCAAUGCUCAUUGCUACAAAUAACUUUAAAUUUGUGAUUGUAUUAUUAUAUUGUUCAGUAAUACUUUCUUUUCUCUUUGUAAACUCUAGACCAAUCAUCUCUGAAAUUCUUUAAGCAGAUGGGAAGAAAUACAAGGCUGCUGUAGAUUGGUCGAACUAUGGUUUCAUCCUAUGUUAGAGGAUAAAGAAAACACUUCAGAAAGAUCCAACUGCUGCCCAAGCUACGCUUCAUGACACCGCAAACCAACCUGAGUGUCAGAGAAAUCAUGUCAAAAUCUCAUGUCAAAAAGGUGUGUAUGAUCUGGCAGUCUAGAUUGAAGCAUUACUUUAAGCAACCUGACCCUUCAGUGAUUUAAUGUGAUCAUUGAUUAUGUAUGUGCAGUGUUCCUCUUAAUAGUGCUGCACACACAGAGAUACUGCACUUUGUUUUCGGAGGUGUCACAAGUCCUCAUUUAGGCACACCUCUGGGACGUCCAUCCCACUGCAGUGUGGAGGAAUGACAUCCGUGAAGAUGGAUCAGGCUGCAAGCAUGUGAUGGCAGUUGAGUUGUUGUUUGUUCAGCAAAAAGGAGAUCAUUCUAUGUAAAAGUAACUUUUUGCUUAUCUAAAAAUAGGAAUUUUAUAUAGAGUAAAUUAGUAACCCAUAAUGUCCAUAAGUAACAAGAUAGUAAUUCAGUGAGAUGUAUUGUAUUGGAUUCAUAGUUUUUAGGGUAAUGCAAAUAUUGUUAUGCUAAUAUGUUGUUGUUUGCAUGUUCAGGCAGACUUUAGACAGUGAAAUUAUUCUGUUUUUUGAAAACUGAGUCAUUUAUAGGAUAGAAUAAAGCAUAGAGUAACACUGAAAAAAUAUAUUGUUAAGAAAAUGGUAUUGCAAUUGGUAUGUAUUGACCAACAGACUUUCACAUUCAUUUUGGGCUUAUGGAAAUGUAGAAAUGUUUGUCCUUAUUUGCAUAUUCGAAAAACAAUUUAGAGAUACAAUAUUAAAAAAAAAAUUUUGGGGUGUAUCCAGUCAUUCAGAGAACUGGAAAAAACAUUGAAUGAUUGCUCCGUCCUACAUCUACUGGGCUGCAGGAUUUAAAAGCAAAUAGUUAAAACAGUGACUUGGCAAAUGGUCCCCCUUCUGCGUUCCAGUGAGAAAUCAGGGGCAUAUCAAAAUGUCUCCCUGAGCCAGUGGUGUAUCCUGGUUUUGUGUUGCCCUAGGCAGGACAAAACUCAGGCACCCCCCCGCCCUGCCUUCUAAAUACACACACACACAUUCACUGACAGAUACGCAUACACUCGCUAACAGAAACACACACACACACACUAACAGACACACUCACACUCACCAACAGACACACACUCACUGACACACACACUCACAGGCAAACACACUCACACUAACAGACACACUAACAGACACACACACACACACACACACACUAACAGACACACACUCACUAGCAGACACACACACUCACUGACACACAGUCAGACACACACAUACACGCUAACAGACAAACACAGUCAGACACACACACUAGCAGACACACACACACACUCACACAGUCAGACACACACACACUCUCUCACUGACACACACUCUCACAGGCAAACACACUCACACUAACAGACACACACACAGUCAGACACACACACUAACAGACACACACACACACUAACACACACACUCACUAGCAGACACACACACACUCACUGACACACAGACACACACAGUCAGACACACACACUAACAGACACACACUCACUCACUAGCAGACACACACUCACACAGUCAGACACACACACUAACAAACACACAUUAACAGACACACUCACAGACAUAUACACACUCACUCACAUUAACACAUAUUUUUUUUUUACCCCCCCCCCAACCUCCUUACCUUUGGGAAUGCUGGUGGGGGGGGGUCCCUCUCUCCCUGGGGUCCAGUGGCUGCUGGGCGGGUGGGUGGCUGGCGAGGGAGCACUUCCCCUGAGCGGUCUGCUCAGCUCCCUUUUUCGCCUCAGAGUGAGGCUGGGAGCCGGAAUAUGACGUCAUCGACCCGGCUCCCAGCCUCACUCUGCGGCGAGCGAGGGAGCUGAGCAGACCACUCAGAGGAAGAGCUCCCUCACCAGCCGCCCGCUGGACCAUCAGCCAGCGCCGCCCAGCAUGUCAGUUAGCCGCAAGGCUAACUAGGCAUUUGCCCUGGGCAUUUGGGGGCGGCGGUUUUUGCCGCCCCCUGGAAAAUGCCGCCCAAGGCAAAUGCCUUGUUUGCCUCGCGGUUAAAACGCCCCUGCCCUGAGUCACUCAUACGCAGUGGAUGAGUGGGUUAAAAAAUCAGAGCAGGUGGACUUGCUCCCCUCCCAUUCCCUAUGUGUCAUGGAUGAAGAAUAAAGGGUCACACUAAGCACUAUAACAACUUUAAAGUAUUGUUCAGUUUAGAGUACCCUGAAGCCACUCUCAGAGAGUAGCUUAUAACUAAAGUGAUUUGUAAAAAUUGCUGCAGCUACAAGACAAGCCUCCAAAAAAUCUUGACCAAUCUAUUGACCAAGUUUGACUGAUCUCUCUCUCCUCCCCAUAGAGACAACCAAGCUGGGCAACCAAUCACUGCACAUAACCCGAUUCACAAAACAUGCUUUGUGA
Messenger RNA from Pelobates cultripes (western spadefoot toad), 3410 nucleotides. The record is from the annotation of a GenBank genome assembly. NCBI's taxonomy places the organism in Eukaryota, Metazoa, Chordata, Amphibia, Anura, Pelobatidae.